Messenger RNA from Eurypyga helias (sunbittern), 758 nucleotides. RefSeq lists its product as uncharacterized. NCBI's taxonomy places the organism in Eukaryota, Metazoa, Chordata, Aves, Eurypygiformes, Eurypygidae. The annotation marks the transcript as partial. The record is from RefSeq and is a predicted model, not a curated record. The transcript is spliced from 5 exons.
AGGUAAGCAGUAUUAUUCUUGCAGGGACACCAAGAAGUUCUCUUCCAUUGACACAGAUUAUUGACCAAGCGUGUCAAGAGGCAGAAGCUUACAAGGAUGCUGGAGUUGAUGGCUUGCUGGUAGAAAACAUGCAUGACGUUCCUUACACGGUGUGCCCUGGGCCCGAGGUGACGGCAGCAAUGACAGUCAUCAGUGCUGCGGUGAGACACGCCUGCCCCCGGCUCGCGCUGGGUGUCCAGGUCCUGUGUGCCGCAAAUCAACAGGCGAUAGCCGUCGCUCUGGCUGCAGGUCUUGAUUUUAUCCGGGCUGAAGGGUUUGUGUUUUCUCAUGUUGCUGAUGAAGGGAUUCUAAAUGCCUGUGCAGGUAACCUGCUACGAUACAGAAAGCAAGUUGGAGCAGAGAACAUUCAGAUUUUUGCUGAUAUUAAAAAGAAACAUAGUGCUCACGCUCUGACGGCAGAUGUUGGUGUGGCCGAGACCGCGUUGGCUGCCGAGCUCUUCCUGGCUGAUGGGGUUGUACUGACUGGCACGGCUACGGGAUUGCCCGCAGAUCCUCAGGAGCUGAAAGAGGUUAAACAUGCUGUGAAGAUUCCUGUGCUGAUCGGGUCUGGAGUGACUCUGGAGAAUGUGAGGAAUUAUUUGGAUGCAAACGCUCUAAUAAUCGGUUCGUAUUUCAAGAAAGAAGGUUAUUGGGCAAAUGGUGUUGAUCCUGACCGGGUAAAGAAAUUUAUGGAACAUAUAAGUAAAUUGAGAGAAUGA